Molecule: messenger RNA, 399 nt
Organism: Paramecium tetraurelia
Lineage: Eukaryota; Ciliophora; Oligohymenophorea; Peniculida; Parameciidae
Exons: 1
Source: RefSeq, a predicted model, not a curated record
AUGAAGACAGACAUAAAUGAUAUCAGAUUCUUAAUGAAACAAAACAACGAAUUGAUGUAGCAAAUCUCGCAUCGUCUAAAUAAUAGAAAUUAAGUAUUUUAAUUAGAGGAGCAAUUAAAGACGGAAAGAAAAUAAUUCAUUAAUACGACUAGAAAAGUGGGGCUUUUAAGUAAUUAACUAGAAAAAAUCUAAUAAAUUGUGUUAUCUCAAAAGGAAAAGUUAAAAUCACAAUAACAAUUAAGCAAAUCCUAAUUAAGAUAGACUUAAUAAAUCCCUUAAAAUUAAACUGUUGAAAAAGUGAGAUCGAAGUCUUCAAACAUUAAAAAUGUUGAUGUUGGUUUUAUAAAAUCUAAAAUUAAGUAGGCAUUGCAAGAAGUGAUGUGUGAAUAUUUGGACUGA